Messenger RNA from Scleropages formosus (Asian bonytongue), 939 nucleotides. Its product is annotated as olfactory receptor 52D1-like. The coding region runs from base 1 to 939 and encodes 312 amino acids. Gene Ontology annotation, molecular function: odorant binding; G protein-coupled receptor activity; olfactory receptor activity. Gene Ontology annotation, cellular component: membrane. Gene Ontology annotation, biological process: G protein-coupled receptor signaling pathway; detection of chemical stimulus involved in sensory perception of smell. The transcript has a single exon. NCBI's taxonomy places the organism in Eukaryota, Metazoa, Chordata, Actinopteri, Osteoglossiformes, Osteoglossidae. The record is from RefSeq and is a predicted model, not a curated record.
AUGGACAACAGAACAGUCACUUUCAACAUGCUACAACUGGAGGGUGUUGACCUUGCUCCUCAAUUUGUUUACCCAGUGUUUUUCAUUCUGCUUGUUACUUACAUUAUCACCAUGAUCACCAAUACAGGACUUAUUAUUCUAAUUGCAGUGGAACGGAGUCUUCAUCAGCCCAUGUACCUCUUAUUUUGUAAUCUGUCUUUCAAUGAUAUUAUGGGAAACACUAACAUUCUACCUAGAAUGAUGAUGGACCUUUUCUCAACUGAAAAAUACAUUGGCUAUGUUGAGUGUGUCACUCAGGCUUUCUGUUCUCACACAUUUGCUGCAGCUGCACAUGUAAUACUAAUGAUCAUGGCUUUCGACAGAUAUGUGGCCAUAUGUAACCCUCUGAGAUAUUCCUCAAUCAUGACCACCAGCAUGGUGGUGAAGUUGUCAGCAUCUGCUUGGGCCUUUUCCUUCUUUAUGGUGUCAAUUCUGCUGGGACUCACCAUUCGACUGACUAGAUGCCGGUCGGUCAUUGUGAAUGCUUAUUGUGACAACGCAUCUCUGUUCAAGCUUUCAUGCCAGGAUGUGUCCAUCAACAACAUUUAUGGUCUUGCUUACACAGCAUUGAUUUCUGGUUUAUCAUUAGUUAUUACAAUCGGAACAUAUUUAAAGAUUUUCACCAUUUGUUUUGUCAAGAAAAGCAAAGAGCUGAACAACAAAGCAAUUCAGACUUGUUCUAGCCACUUAGUGCUCUACAUGAUCAUGCUGUGGUCGGUCUUUCUCAGCUUUAUUUUUCACCGCAUCCAAAUGUACUCAGGCUAUCGAAAAUUGAUGGCUAUUUUGUUUCAUGUCGUCCCAGCAAAUUUGAACCCUGUUAUUUAUGCACUGCAAACAAAAGAACUAAAAAGUAAGGUGAAGAAAAUACUUCAUUCAAGAGUACCUAACAAGUCUAGGUAA